UUUGCCGUUUUGGAAAUUUCCUGAUUCAGUAAUAUUGUAUCGGUGCAGUCGGAAUGGAAGGCCAUUUCUGGCACACGUUGUCAGUUCAAGGGAGACAAUAGGUUUCCACCGUUUCGUUUCCAACCUGCAACUUGAAGCUACAUUCCAAAAUUGUAUUCGUGAAAUUCGGAGAAAAAGCAGAGCCAACUAUUGUCUUCCAACUCUUACAACCACUUACGAUGGCUGAAAGACUACAAAUCGACAAUUACCUUCAGGGUGACAAUAGUACGAAUGCAAUUACGUCUUUAUCGAAAUGCCUUGUGGACAAGUCGAUGACAUUCCAGGGUGUGAUCACCGCACUGGCCCCGGAGCUCAUCCACACUGAUGCAGAGAUGCGUGCACGUGGUACUCGCCUGAUUGCUGAUUUGAUUCGCGCGCUUCCCGGCACGUACCUGAACGAGGCAGAACUCAACCACGUCUGCACUUUCUUCUGCGACCGUUUGAAAGACCAACACGUUGUAGUGCCACACGUCAUCUUUGGCCUGCUGUCUUUGGUUCGCAUUCAUCCGCUGAAAGAUGCGCAGGCGGUGCAGAUCGUGGAGGCAAUCGGCAAGGAAGUGCACGUACAGGCAUUGAUUCGCGUUGACCGUUCCGCUGUCUACAAUAUCAUCCAUGGCUUACUCAGCAAUCACAUACAGGGCCUUCAAACGAUGGGACCGGAUUUCGUCUUCUCUUUCAUUCAGAUGAUGGACGGCGAGCAGGAUCCAAGAAAUCUUCUGCUAGCUUUCAAUUUAGUUCCAACAAUAGCUCAGAGUUUUCCAAUCGAUCGGUUCAUUGAGGACUUGUUUGACGUAACAUCGUGUUACUUCCCCAUAUCCUUCACGCCGCAACCGGAUGAUCCAUCAGCCAUUACGCAAGAGCAGUUGUGCGAUGCUCUGCGAAAGUGCUUAUGCGCCACUCCGGCGUUUGCCAGCCUCACUGUGCCACUGAUAUUGGAGAAGCUAACGGCCAAUGUUGCCAGUGCCAAGCUCGAUAGUGUUCUCACUCUGUCAGAGGCAGCACCUGUGUUUGGAGCCAAGGAGCUUGCUCAAUACAUUGAGGGUAUUUGGCUAGGACUGAAAACCGAGAUUUUUCGAGCUUCAUCCGAGAACCUGGUGAAUGCAUGCUUGAAGUGCAUACCCGUCUUGCUAGGCGUCUUCAGUGAGGACUCGUCCGAUGAACAUUUGAAAGACAUGACAGAUCGUAUCAUCAAAGAAUGUUGCCACCACUACAAGCAACCACAGCUCGGCUUGUCCAGCAUCAGCACACAGAUCCUAUCAGCGGCAUGCUCUGGAUCAGCUGCUGCCUGCAGCAUUGUGCUGGAUGCCAGCGUGCCAGUGAUCACUGCACAGUAUGCUGAACACACUACGUCAUCUCUACAGUGUAGUUUGUUGGACUCGUUGAAGUCGUUAGUUCAAGUCGCAGUGCCAUACCACAGCAAGUCACCAGCCGAGCUCCCCUUGGCUACACACAUUGACUCAAUCCUGUCCAUCAUCUUCACGAGUAUCAAUGAUGGCGACGCAGCCUUGCGCGUGUUUGGCUGCAAGUGCAUGCAGCCGUUCAUGAGCUCGGCAACUGUGUUGUCGACAGGCCAGGUCUCACUAUGCGUUGAGCACAUCAUGCGUACAUUGCAAAACGAUGAAGCAGCAGAGGUCAGAACACAAGCUCGGCAGUUGGUAACGGGCGCGUGCACUCACUUUCCCGAUACAGCCCUGCAGUGUAUCGUGCCAUCUGUGUCUGAGUGGCUGCAGCUACGCAGAACAUCAUGUGAUGCUGGUCUCAAAGCACACAUCACGGAGGACUAUGUAUUGGACCUGACUGGCCACCUGGCAUGCAGUGCAUGUCUGCUUCCUGUCCUGGUUGAGCUGUGGAUCGGACACUUGGAGCAUCUUCUUCGAGAGCAAUGGUCGGAUGUGUUAGUUGACCGAUGCCAUUCUUUACUGGCUACUCUCCAGACCGGUCUCUCUGGCUUCUCUGGUGAAACAUCAGCAAUGCUGGAGAUAGUCUGGCAGCCCAUUGUUCUUCAUCUGAUCGAGUGCAUAACCACUGCUGCUAAGUUCACUGCAGAAGGAGACGAUCUCCCAGUUCAGGUCUUGCUCUUCACCAAUCUGGCCGUGCUGCAGUCCGCAUCAAAGCUCGUUGCUACGUUGAUUCGCUCGGCGGAGUCCAGGGUACAGACAGAUGUCAUCACUCGGCUUGUUGCGACCGCUACUGAGUCAACGUCAUCAGGCUUUGCUCCCUUUGAGGCAUCGGCCUCACCACGCCAGUCUCAGUAUGUUGUUUUGCUGGCUGCCGUCGUUCCGGGCAUUCCUGGUUCGGCACUUCCAGACGGUGUACACACACUUAUGGUACCCAGCCUCAACAUGGCUGUAUCAUUGUUGCAUGACGAGUCUGCGACCUCAGCAUGCCUGCUGAGUGCCGCUUUGCUGAACAAGCUCACUGAUGAGUCAGCCUUGUCCACUGCACUGCACAAUGCCAGCACAGUGAUCAGUAAUGCACUGGAACAUGGCAACGUGAAUGCUGCUGUCUCUCUCCUUGCAUGGGUUACGCGUGCUAUGGUGCUGCGGUCCCAUUCCAGUUCCAUGGAGCUCUCUGCUAAGCUGAUAAGCCUGUUCACUCGCAAUGGCCCCGAAGCCAGUGCUGCUGCUGCUGCCUUCUCCUUGUUGCUGAAUGAUGAUGCGAGUAGAAACUUGACGCAGGCUGGUGGAGCUAUGGUUAUGUUCCUCCACAAGCAGAAGUUCUUCAUUCAAGUUCGCCCGCAGCUAGUGGAAGGCUUCAAGGAGGCAGGAGAUGGCAGUGUAAAGGAUCAUUUCUUGACGGCGCUUUCUCACCUUCUUUUCUGUGUGCCUGAACAAGUCCUGCUCAGUGAAAUACCACCACUUCUUCCGCUGGUUAUCCAGUGCCUGUCGUCUUCAAGUGCUCAGCUUCUGACAUCAUCACUCAACGCUAUCAUGGCACUGAUGAAUGGCGCGCCUGACGUGAUGGGACAGUAUGUGUCAGACAUUAUCCCACUGCUGCUCAAACUCUCCCGCUUCCAGGGCAAUAUGAAAGUUCGCCAGUCCUCUCUCAGGUGUCUUGGUUCAUUGACUGCCCUGCCGCACCACCUGUUGUAUCCUCACAAGAAUCGUCUCACACAGGACCUGGUGGCCAGUCUAGAUGAUCACAAGAGAUUGGUGCGUCGUGACGCCGUCGAGUGCAGGAAUCGCUGGAUCAUGCUUGGCUCAGCACCACCAUGAGCCCAGUGUGUGGCAAUGAUGCUGAUGCUAAUACUGGUGGUGAUGAUUACGUUGGUGAUGAUAAUGAUACUGUUGGUGAUGAUGGAGUUGAUGAUGCUGGUGACAGAACAAGGCGAUCUCCUCUUCCCAAAUCCCACCUGUCCGAGUGGAUUUAAGGGUGGUUGGGAUUGCCUCUGUCACUGAUGACAACUGCCAGUACACUGUUGCUUGUAUCCACUUGACACCGAAGUGCACGGGGUGCAGCCCAUCCCCCGGACACUGUCCGUCCGCUGAGUGCCUUUUGAAAUGCACAGCAGCUAUGAUACGUGCAGCCGUGAACCUGCCAACGCGACGCCAAGCUCUGCUGCGCUGCUCUGCUUGGCCGGUAACAGUUAUGGUUGUAAUGGUACCGUCUGGGCCUGACCACUGACUGUGGCUGACACUAGCCAUUCCAGCAUGACCUUUUUUUCUCUUGCGGUGAACUCAAAGUACUCCGACUUGUGCCGCGGAUGUCUGAGAUGAAAGUUACGGCGUGGAUUCAAUAAGGCGUCUCUGCCGCUACUGCUGGAAUCCCUUCACUUGUCCAGUCUGAGUUAUUUUAUUUUAGGCCCCCUGUACUUUUCCUAUUUCUCUUUAAUACUAGUAGUACUGUACCGUAUUUUUCGGAGUAUAGUGCGCACCUUUGUAUAACGCGCACCCCCGAUCUUCAUUGGGGGUGCGCACUUCAUUGAAGUACAUGCAUUUCAUAUUCGGAGCAUAGUGCGCACCUGCGAUUUAGGGCCUAACAUAGCACAUCUAAAGUGCGCACUAUACUCCGGAAAAUACGGUAUUCAUCUUGCUGUGUGGCAAUGAAUGGAUGUUGGGAUGUGCAAUCCUCACUGGCAGCACACUGAGUUUUAUUCUGAUGUUUUUCUUCAACACAAGGCUUGUAACUCGAGUAGCUGAUGACGUUA
Sycon ciliatum is the source of this 4186-nucleotide messenger RNA. Its product is annotated as MMS19 nucleotide excision repair protein homolog. The transcript is spliced from 36 exons. Bases 219 to 3254 code for a protein of 1011 amino acids. Gene Ontology annotation, cellular component: cytosolic [4Fe-4S] assembly targeting complex. The record is from RefSeq and is a predicted model, not a curated record. NCBI's taxonomy places the organism in Eukaryota, Metazoa, Porifera, Calcarea, Leucosolenida, Sycettidae. Gene Ontology annotation, biological process: iron-sulfur cluster assembly.